CGCACGCGAGCGUCUCGCGAACCCUUCGCGCGCCCACCCCACGUCGACGAACAUGUCCGACCAAGACUGGAAGCCCGUGGUGCUCACGAAGAAGAAGCCCACCGGCGGCAUGAACGGCGUCCCCAAGUCCGCGGACGCGGCGAGGCGGAUGGGCAUGGCCGUGGACACGGUCAAGAAGCAAGGCGGCGGUUACAACGCGCAGCGCAUGGGCAAGCUCGAGAACGAGACGGACGAGCUGCAGCAUAAGAAGGUAAACACGGAGGUGAAGAAGGCCAUCAUGCAAGGCCGGCUCGCGAAGAAGCUGACGCAGGCGCAGCUCGCGCAGCAGAUCAACGAGAAGCCGCAGAUCAUUCAGGAGUACGAGAGCGGGAAGGCGAUCCCGGACCAGAAGAUUCUGUCGAAGCUGGAACGCAUCCUCGGCGUGAAGUUGCGAGGGUUGAAGUGAGCGGCGCGACGGCGGCUGGCAGGACGGAGGGGCCCUGCCCGCCCCGGACGAGGCGGAGGUGGGCGAGACGCGACGGCGCGCGCGACUCUUUUGAUACACUGAAGACGAAUCA
Molecule: messenger RNA, 557 nt
Organism: Micromonas pusilla CCMP1545
Lineage: Eukaryota; Viridiplantae; Chlorophyta; Mamiellophyceae; Mamiellales; Mamiellaceae
Gene: MBF1
Product: multiprotein bridging factor
Exons: 3
Coding region: 53-445 (130 amino acids)
Cellular component (GO): nucleus
Molecular function (GO): DNA binding
Source: RefSeq, a predicted model, not a curated record